AUGGAGGUGAGUUCCUCCGAGGAGACGUCCCCUGCUGUGUCCCCUUCCCAGGAUCCCCCCCCACAGGACCCCAUCACAGAGACACCCCUACCUAACGUGAUCCAGGAGACUGAACCUCCUUCCUCACUCCCUUCCUCACCCCCUCCCCUCCUCAUCUCCUUCCCUCCUCUCCUCUCAGAGGACCCUCAGACCUCCACAGACCCCCCUUCCCUCUCCUCCCUGAAGACCCAAGUUUCCUCACCCUUUCUCCACGGCAGCCCCCACCCUAAAGAUCCCUCUAAGCACCGCUCUGACCGGGGUCCCUGUUUGCGUCACGUUCCAGUUCUACACCCCAGAACCCAGAGGAGACAGCAAUCUGAGCGCUUUGAUUACAGCGAGGUGUCUGAGGGCUGGGGUCGAGUGCCCGUCCUCCCGCAGGACAACCAGACAGGAAGGAGAGUCUCUGCCCGCCAGAGGAGGCCUGCAGUCUGCAGACAGUGUCCCUGCUGCAGGGACGACCAGGUGCCACAUACAAAGCGCAGGCGCCCUGCUGCUUCUGCAGACCUUCCCCAGAAAAGGAAGCAGACCUCCGCUGCUCUUCCUCCUAAACCUGCUGACCUGCCCCCUGUCUCUAAUGUGGCCCCCAGCCCCCGGACCUCCACUGCUCCCCUGCACCUCGACAACCCUAUCAGGAUCCACAACCGCUCAGUCGAGGAGUACCAGCUCAUCUACCAUGAAGUUGUGGAUAACAUGCUGAGGUUCCCGAACGGUCUCCUGCGUCCAUAUAGUUUGGGUCUGGGUCGUCGUAUCAAGCAGAAGCUGUGGGAGCGACUGGACCGUCCGAUGUUCACAGAGACAGUGGAUGAAGACGGUCUGGUCCAUGUGGACGUGUCCUACGGUGCUGGAGUCCAGCCUCCGCUCUUCAACGUGGAUGUUUCUGGUGAACCAGAGCCCGAAUAUCCACCAGCAAAAAGGGCAAAGCACUAAGACACACUCUCAUAAGCUGACAUGUCU
Trematomus bernacchii (emerald rockcod) is the source of this 993-nucleotide messenger RNA. Its product is annotated as proline-rich receptor-like protein kinase PERK8. The record is from RefSeq and is a predicted model, not a curated record. NCBI's taxonomy places the organism in Eukaryota, Metazoa, Chordata, Actinopteri, Perciformes, Nototheniidae. The transcript has 6 exons. Bases 1 to 966 code for a protein of 321 amino acids.